UGGGUUAGUCGAUUCGCGAUAGCCGGGCGAGAAGCUAGUUCGCCAUGGAGCCCACCUGCAGCAGCAGUGUGGCGGAACUGGCCAAGUACAGCGAGGAUGUGGAAGCGGAUGAGUCCAAGCUGGCGGAGCAUCAGGAAUACGCCGAAGCGCUGUCAAUGUCCGGGGAAGGGCGGAAGCGGAAACGCUGGACUCGAAGGUCCUGCUGCACGCGGCAAGUGCUGAGUGUGGGCGCCAUUUUCAUCGCACUGCUGCUCAUCAUCGGCGCCAUUUACAUGCACUUAAGACAGAAGCAUCAUCUGGGCCGAAUGCACAUCAAUCUCAAGGAUCGAGACCAAGUGGAGGUCCUGGCGGAGGACUUUCCCGUGGUCACCGCUGCGGCAGUGGCUGACUGAUUAGAAUUGCCAUAAGAUGAGCCAGCAGAUGUCAGCGUUUUGAAAUUAUAGCGAUUAUAAAUGAAAGCUUGCACAACAACUAUACAAUGUGUGAGUUGUUUUUACUAUGGUCAUACAUAUUUUAUUCGACUUUUAAUCAGUCAUUUCAAAUAGUGACAGUCAUUGCACAGUCAAGCACUUAAAUGUUUGAAAUUAAACUGUUAAUAAUAAAUACACAUCUGCUACAGAUUGCGAACUUGAAGUAUAGAUUUAUAGUUCAUCCCCUUGCCCUAAGUUCGACUUGGCAACUUUAGUUUGAAACAAUUAUUUUGCCGACGGAAGACUUAUAUUUCUUAAAUAACAGCACGUUUAUGAACACCGAAUGUGAACUCAAUUUAAGUUUCGUUUAGCAACGCACUCUGCACUUUUAAGGCCAAAGUACAGACAGAACUAUGUUUUACAUCAAUUUAAAGUUCAUAAAAGUGCAAUUUAAAGUUGCUUCGGCAAUUCUGCUAAUAAAACAUACUCCAAAAACUUGGCAACUUACAAGGAGUGUGCGGUUAAAACGUGAGGUCUAUGAGCUAUUUACAUCCCAGGGAACUAUGGGAACUAUGGGUAACUCUCGGCCAACUAUGCUGCAUGUUAGUUUGUAAGCCAUAUUGUGUGGUAAAUAGUUUCGAUUAAACGGCUA
Messenger RNA from Drosophila teissieri, 1062 nucleotides. RefSeq names its product lysozyme. Gene Ontology annotation, molecular function: lysozyme activity. Bases 45 to 392 code for a protein of 115 amino acids. NCBI's taxonomy places the organism in Eukaryota, Metazoa, Arthropoda, Insecta, Diptera, Drosophilidae. The transcript is spliced from 2 exons. The record is from RefSeq and is a predicted model, not a curated record.